AUGUCCAAGUGCAAUGCAUGUGAACCCCCAACCCUCUUUCACGAGCUUGUUUUUGCUGUGUCGUUUAUUGGCAUUAUUUGUCACCUAUCGGGUAAAUUCCCAUUACGAACCACAAUGCUUUCUCAGUGUGCUCGAACACUCCAGGGGUGUCGCCUUGUGUUUCGAAGCAGAUCCUAUGCGCUCUGUUUGUGCUGUCUGAGUUGCCCCAAGACGUUGACUACUCCGGCAGCCUAGACGUCCAGCAGGUUAGUCAUCUUCCAACCGAUUCUCCCUAUAACGUUGUCACUAUCGCAAUCAAAAGUCCGAAUAACUUGUGCGAGGCUAUUGUUGCAGCCCAGAAGCGCUCAAGCUUCAGGUAACCCAGGACUUGAGUUUGGCUAAGGAGGGCUGACGAUGACAAACGACAGAAUGGCUUUACCAACAAAGACAAGGGAGACUGGAAUGGCCAUUUCUGGCUUAUUAGCCGUCGUCAGCCAGUCAUACCCAACUCCGAAGUGAGGAACACGCGAGGCUCGAACUCGCGACUUGUUUGUUAGAAGUCCACGCCUCUAACCACAGAGCCACGAGCCCAUUGCCCUCGGGUGUGUCACACUUCGGGGUUGGGUAUGACUGGCUGAGAACGGUUAAUAAGCCGGAAAUAGCCAUUCCAGUCUCUCUUGUCUUUGUAAAUAAUGCCAUUCUGCCUAUAUCAUGCGCAGCUGUGCGGCUGAUGGUUGGGCUCAAGAGAGUCCAUAAGCCACAACGGAACGAAUGAGUUUCGUAAGAACGAUCGGUGAGCGCCCCCUACCAUCGAUGACAAAUGAAUUGCAGAUGACCACUCCUGUCUCCCUCUAUCUUCCUUGAAAACACACCCCUCUACGCAUAUGCAUCGGACCGCUCAAAUGAACAAAUCGACGGGAUGGCGGUCGACAAUAAAUGCUGCUCUAUCCCAUGAAACAUAUUCUACAAAAACGGCGUAGACGGUGAAUAUGUUCAGCACUGAACUGGAGGACAAUUGCUCAAUUUCUGGAGCAGCACGUUGGCUUUAGGCAACUUUACGCAAUAAUCGAUAUCCUAGCAUAGAUCAGAAGCGAAAACUGUUUUAGUCACGUCGGUAUGUCCUUAAAGUCUUUCUAUUAUUUCCGGGGAGUUUUAUACUCUACCAAGUGGUGUAUCGGGCAAAGGGAAGGCUCUUUUUCUAUUAUAUAACUUAAAGACACAAACCGGUUACCCUUUUUCAUUCAGACAAGCAAACACACGGAGUAUACAUAGUUUUACAAUGGUAGAGGGGCGUUCACCGAUCGUUUUUGCGGGGCUUAUUCGUCCCGUUGUGCCUUAGGGCUCUCUAUCGAGCCCAACCAGCAGCUGCACAGUGGCGCAUGAUAUAGGCAGGAUAGCCUUACCGACAAAGACAAGGGAGACUGGAAUGGCCACUUCUGGAUUAUUAGACUCAGAGGUUAGAGGCGUUGGAAUUUUAACCAACAGGUUACGGGAGGGAGUCCCGGAUGUUCCACACCUCUAGGUUGGGUAUGGCUGACUGACGACGGCUAGUAAUCCAGAAAUGUCCAUCCCAGUCCCCUUUGUCCUUGACGGUAAUGCUACAUAGGUUUGCUUUAGAAAGAUGGUGGGGUCGCACUUUCUGACAUCUAUCCUUGCCCAGCUCAAUCUGACUUUAAUUUCAUAGCAAUGGUUGAGGGGGUUUAAAAACAAACCGAGUUGCUCAAUCCCUAGUAAGAAUUUCGUAUGUGGCCACCAGCUAGGACAGGGGAAUAGAGCCGAUUCGUAAUAUAGGUGCCUUGACACUAAGCCCCGGGGAAUAAUUGUUGGGGUUAAACUCACCCUUAGGGUUAAGUUUAGGUGUGGAUUUAAGGUUAGGGUCAGGUGUUGGAUAAGAAUUAUGGUUAAGGUUAGUGUUUCGAUUGUGGUUUGUUAGGGUUAAGACACGGGUAUUUGUACCCUUCCUGGAAUUUCGAACAAGACCAGCCAUGGGGGGGGGCAUAUAAGAUAUCCUCCCCAGUUCAUCGUAACCGGUUGGGACUACUGCGCCCCGAGUAAUGGUGAUUCGCGCGCGAAUUUGAUUCUGUUGAAAAGGACCCAUGUUGGGUAGCUCUCUCCACCUGCUGAAAGUCUUCCUGUGUCAGGACUGUGUUCAGAAGACAAAAACUUUAGUUGAUCGCAGUAGUCGGCCAGGCAUUUCGCUGGUGGCUUACAGGUGUCCCAAUCACAAGAACGGAGGCAAACAUCAUGUGUCUGCGCAUCAAAUCCGCAAGUUGUGCUAGAAAAUUCACACUAGGUAUGAGUUACCACAACCUGUCUCAAUGAGUAUACGAUAAUGGCAGACAGGAAACCCCUGCCAAGUGAUUCAUGGGCUUUUUAGUUCUUUAAAUUAGAAUCCGUUUGCUUGUGAUGAAAGGAUGACACUUACGAUCACCUUCGUUCCCAUAAACAAAGUUAAACCAUGACGAUUCUGGAUUAAACCAACCUCAGGACGAUAUUUUCGUACAAAAGAAAGCUAAACUUCACCAGGACCGCCCAGGUACAAUUUCUGGGUCCGCUGUAGGUCAUGUUAGUACGGUAAACUUACGUUGAGGUAGGCGCCUAGAGCUGGUGUAUAACCAUGGGCUAUUUGUCCACUAUUUUUGACAGUGACCGUAGUCCCCAUUAUACACGGAAUCUGGCCCUUGUAUCGCAUGCUGCUGUUGUUUUCACGAUAGAUUCGGAGGUUCUCAGUCAUUUAGCAUGGGCCACGUCCCUGCGUCAGACCUAAAAUUGAGCCAAAUAUUUUAGUAUUGAGCGAGUGCGGAAUGAAUUCUGGUUUUUGUUAGUUUUGGUGAAGGCAUGUACGUAGCACACGAGGGGAGGGGGACACCUAUUCGGCCACCGUGUUGAGGUCUGUCUCAACUCCUAUUGACCUAGUCUUUGCACAUGACCCCCGGUAGGAGGGACCGAAGAUAUGUACAGGUCAUAAUAACCCCUCUCAGUCAUUAUGUGAUCAGUGAAAACUCCUGUACCCUGCAGAGACCGAUUGCUUACGUUUCCAAAGGCAGCGUGUGUCAAUGCUUCUACUUUUAGCGCUACAGAUCAGUAAGUCGGCUGGGAGACUCGGCUUUUGCUUUGCUACUGAGACAGCGCUGGUCGGGCAUGCAGUACUCACCCUCUCCAAGGAGAGUUUCCCCUACCCCAUUUUUAUGACGAACAUGGCACAUUUAUUCCGUGUGAUAGCUGACAUCACUUGAACUACAUUAAAUGUACCAGAUUAAACGUUCAAUGACGUUAGAUUUAUUAGUAGUCAUAUCGGCACCGGUAGAGUGAUACUUGCGAGGAAGGCAUUUUUGACAUGCUUGCCGAUUAAAACAAACAGGUCAGUGAAAUUGUUCACUUAUGCAGACAGACCAAAAGGCUAACAUAUUCGGUUAUUCAACUACCUACUACUUUCAACUCUAUACCAUCCAAAAAUCCAUUGAGUGAACACUUGAUCGAGUCUCAGAAGCUUUUUGCUAACAUGAACAUUGUUUCAUGGAGGACUAUGCUGUGAAGGAAGAUCACUUCUCACCGUCUGGCGUCGGCAAAAGAAGUCACAUUAGCGCAGAAAUCUCCUCAUCAGUGUCUGUGCUGCAUGAAUGUUCGAAGCUUCAAGUCAUCUGGGGUCGUAGGCAAGUCCGGGACAAUUAUCCAACUGGUCAGGUGAGAUGAAUAACAGUACGUUAUGCGCUUACCUUAAACCUAAAGCAACCGGAGUUCGUCAGGGCUUUCGAACUCAAAGAAGUUAAUAAAAUAACUACGCAGGGGCCUUCGGUAACCUUAUAUACACUGUUGUGCGCCAACGACUAGAUGCGAGGAAAAGAAGGCGGUUUGCAGUAACAACUUAUUUUUUCGGUCAGCCUGUGUAACAGGAUUUUAACUCGCUAAAACUUGCCUCUUCACUGAAUUUCCGGGAUUCUAAAACAUUCUGGUUUGUGUCGUGCUGAUCGUGUAUUGUCGUUUCAUCUCCAGAUUCCCCUCGUGGCAAUACUUCGAAUGUCCGGCAGACCAUUGAUUUGGCUCCACGCUCGAGCAAAAUCCUCAAGCGUGUUCGAUGAUGCAGCACGUUCUGUGUGGCUAGCUGAUUUCACGAGUGUAAUUCCUGGCACCUCUCACAUAAAUUGGCAGUGUUUCUUGGCUCAUUUUCCGUGUGUAAUUCGAGCCUGAGACGAUUACGGUGUGCUAAGCGCCGUGGCUUGGAAGGUUGCCAACCGACGGCCCAACUCAGUCCUUGCAGUUAUUCCAGUCGUACGUUUGUGUGUCGUGAGUCUGACCGGUGGAGUGAGAGACAGGAUGCAAUUGCCCCUUCCUAACGUGACCUCUGACACUUUCACGCAUGCGAGAUAUAUGCCGAUAACCCCCUGUUAAGUGGAACCUGGUGUGCGCGCUUGGGAAGCUAGGUCCUGUACGUGGCACACGCAGACGAGGCAACUAGAUAUAUUUGCCACUGCGCCCAUCCCCCGCACCGGACGACUGACUGGCUCGGACAGUGGCUGGGACCUGGGAAUUGGAGCAGAGAGUGGGACCGACGACAUGGAGCAUUUUCCUCACUAUUAACAAUCUAACGCACUUGAGACCAUCACGGCGAGCUAAAAGUCGUGGCUUGAAAGGUUGUGAAGUGACGGAAUAACUUUGACCUUGCAGUCAAUCCAGUCUGUGUCUGUGCGGAGUGGCGGACUCGUGGACUGAGGGUCAGGCUGAAAUGCCUCCUUCUUAAUGGGAUCUUCAUGGCAAUCCCAUCUAGUGGGAUCCGAGCCGAGUGUGGCGGCCCGCGUAGGGGCAGCUCCGGUCCCGCUGUUGCUGAUUAAAACCCAGCCUAAGUGUUUGUUUUGGACCUGGAGAUGUGGCGGUAUGCUGAGGUGCGGGUCCGGCCGUGCCAGUCACCUGCGAGGUGUAAAACAAAAUCCUACCUCUUUUCCUAUGGUUAAUAUAUACUACUCUAAUGCGAAGCCGGAGCCUAAUCAUAACAUCAAACGCUUGCCUCCCAAUGCUAAGCUCAGGGCGGAUGGCAAACUUACUGCUUACCCGCCAGCGAUCUGCCAAUAAACUCAAGAUCUACCCUGAAACUUGAUCCAAUAUUUCUAAGCCUAGCAUUAUCUGUCACUCAAAUUUUAGCCACCAAGCCCCCUAAUUAAAAUCAGGAAGUUUAAUUCGAACACCGUUUCAUCAUAAAACUGUGCCAUAAGCCUACUCUAAGCCCUCACCGUCCACUGCGGAACGCAAGCCUUACAGCUGACUGCAGGCGUACACGUAAGACCUACCCGCAAUCUGAACACUAAACCAUAAUUUAUAAGAACUGACCAGCCAUAACGCUAUGCACAGACUGUUAUCAGGAGUUCUCAUUCCGUAAUAUCCUUCUGCCCAUAGUGACAUGAAAAGGCGUUUUCUUCUAAUCCGCCAAAAAUACGACCUGUAAAGACUGACACACAACUCCCAAGAAUAACUUUUUCAUCAAGCUGCAUUCUUGUAGACGUUUUUUUUCUUUUAAUUCUGCUCGUGUGCAUAUUUAUCCCUCAGAUCCAAGUACAGAGCGGUUUAUUUAUUAUAGGCCUGCGUUACUAGCCGUUCUGCGACCGCCCGUAGGGCUCUGGAUCGCACUCCAAACCACAACGAGACGAGUAUAUCCGGUAUGCCGAUCGGCGAACGUACCUCCAUCAUUUCAGGGUUAUUUUCGAGGCCUUUCACUGGUGGGAAAACAUAAACAUCCGUCGGUAUGGAAUUUAAUGAUUUGACGCCAUAAGAAAGACGUCCGCUCACCCAGACUUUUCGGUAGGAAAUGAAGUCCUUAUGCGUAACCUUGUAGAUUGGUUGCGGUUGCAAUUUGAUAGUCGCCAAAGGCAAAACCGCAGUCUCGUCAGUUUACAAUGUGAAAUCCUUAUAAAGAUCUACGCGCACUUACUUACAUCUCAAGGGGAAAACAUUCAAGCCUGAUGGACAGCUUGCAUAAUACAAAAACACUGACCCUGACCACCAUUGUUUAAUUUUCUUGUAACAUUUUCGGGUACAUUCGGUAUAACAUUAUCAGAGAUCUCCAAGCCCUAAUUGCGCACUCUAAAUACGCCCUCGGAAAUGCCCCAAGGAUCUUAAAAAAGAAAUCUUCACGAAGACUGAGAAGGCUCUCUCGGGGAUGUAAGGCACGUACAAUAGACUUUUCCCACGUCGAGCAAAGCAUCGACGACUUUAAGGAACUCGAUAUCGUCUCACUGGGAAAACAAUCAUUUUUAUCGGCGAAGUCGGCAGCGUUAAAUAGACGCGAUAUGGCAAAUUUACCGAUGUUGAUUAACACGCAUGUGAACAUGAGCGGUUAUAGGCGGAGCACCCGCAUACGGUGUGACUUCGCUCAGUAACCCUUUGUCGAUAAGUUCCAUGAGUCCACUUCUGAGCGGGGGAUGCGUAAUCAGGGAACUAGUGAUUUACUUAGUUCCCUCCUUCUUAUUUCUCACAAUUACAUCACUCAAGCUUAUUCCGUAAGGCAAAGUUUCAUUUCUGACGUUAAUACAAGAAUGUGUUCUAAUAUGAUGUUGGCAGUCCAGAAUUUGGCUCCAUUUAAAUAAUAUACCGAAGAUACAUUCUCCAAUGGCGUUGCCUGCUCCUAAUUAGAAAUGCUCCCUCUUUCACUAACGUUCAGGUAUGCCAGGAACAAAAUGUGUCUCAGAACUGGAUUAUUGAAGGCUGCAGUCUCGUCAGCUGCAUGUAUAGAUCCUCAUUUUUGUGUAAGAUCCUGGGAACGGCCAGUAGAGUCGUUGCUUGUCCUUGUCAGGAAGUUCCCUUGCUUCCUGUUAUUUGAACUUUGUACAGCAGUCGCCAAUUUUAUAUAGAAUCGGGGUUCUUUAAAAGCCCGACCAAGUUCAUGUGGACCACGGGCCUACCCGCUAACGCCUGGGUUUAACUCUGGAGCGGUUGCAGCAGCUUGUUCGUGUAUCCACUUCCCCUGAAAUCUAUGUUGGCAGUUUGAUAGUAGUUUGUUUAUCACUAGAAAGUAUAUUAAUUUGCUCUUUAUAAUCUUUCUCUUAAACUCGCAACGAAUGUACGCCAAGCCCAUGGAUCUGUAGUAUUCUAUCGUGAUCUGCUGCGGUUUUUACAAGGCAAGCAUGUAUGCGUCGACCUUCAUUUGAAAAGAAGUGUCCCAGCAACGUGUGGACCUUAGGUAAUAGUUGACACAGAUAUAGAAGGUUUGUCGGCAGUUUAUUUGAAAAGUCGAGGUGGUAGUUCGUCUAAAUCGCCGAUUUCGAGUCCUUCAGUGCUUACGAUUGUCUUCUGGUAGGAUUUUCUGUAAAACGGAUAUUCAUUGUGACUGGACUCAACAGGCCUUUCGUGGUUGAAAGAAAAGGUUCCCUUCGCUUGUGCAAACAGAUUGCAAAAUAUUUUGAACUAACCCUCCUCUCUCAGUAAGUUAAACGCUGUUGCCAAUGUCAGUCAAGAGGAUUAACUCUUUGUUCCCUAUGCUUAUUUGGUGUUAUCCGUUGCAUCGCUUGGGAUGCUGAGUUGCCCCUCUUAGGAAAUAACAUUACAAGUCCUCACACAUUUUUAUGCUCAAGCCUCAAAGUCCGUUUGGCUGAGUCUUAUAUUGGCUAAAAUAUUCGACUUACUUAGUUAAUAGCCUUUUCUCCGUGGUCUAUGUUUUCCGAUACUUUUUUCUAGCUGGCCAUCCAGGUGUCUCGUUUUGCUUUGUAUUUGCCAAUUGGCAGCAACCAUUGAUGCUUUGCAUAAUGACGUGCACCAAAUACAAAUACAACAAAUCAAAAUUUUGGUGGACGUCAUCCGUAAAACUGACACCCCCAUUGGAGAUAGGUCAAACUCCGUUCGGUUGGAGUCGCCUUUCGGUUGGGGUCACUUUGUCAAGCAUUAAGUCCUCUUGAUCUGUUAUGUGCAGAGCUGAAAAGGACGAGCAAUUCCACGUAAGCAUCAUAUGGUCACUUCAGUCAAGUGGAGUUAGACAAAUAUCGUUGCUUUUUGUAAUAACUGAGUACCGGAAGUUAAUCCCUUGCAUUUUACGUAACCUGGACAGAAACGCAACAAAUUAUAAGAGAGGCGUAUCCGGUCAUCCAUGUGGACGACGGUAGACGAGGGUCGAUUUUAUAUCAUAUGUGCUCGCUACUCUUGUGUAAUGCACACGGUACUUCCUUGUGUUCUGUAGUUGCCCAUAAUCACAAAUUAGGUCAAUGGAGAAUUACUAACAACCGCUGUGAUAUGUACUAAUCAGCGACCUUGCCUGUUCAUUGUUGGUCGGUAGAAAACAAGAGCACUUGUAUGCUGUGAACCAGUCACUUUGACGGUUAGCCAACUACCCUCCGUUCUACAGCAAACCCGGUCUGCUCUCUUGACAUGCACAGGACUUUCUUCACACACAGGAUAACUCCGCCCCACUGGCGGUUCUCUCGGUCUCUCGCAAAUAUUUGGUACAAAGUCAAUGCUAUUUCGUUAUGACGGAUUUUCGUGGGCAGUCGGCUUUCGGUUACUAAUAUCUUGAACGCAAAUAAUUUGUUGAGGCCAAAAUUUAGUUGGUUAAGUUUGGCUGGCAGAAGUUCGGUAUUUGUAUACAAGAACCUGAAGUCCGCGUCAUCCGCAAAUAAGGUUGCGUUAAUAGCUAGCAUAGGAUUUACCGCAUCCCCUCGAAAGUCAUUUUUAUUGGCCAGCCUAGUUCCUGUCUCCGUCGCAGCAGACCUUAUAACAAAUAAGGAGUUCGAAUAUGCGAAACUACAUUUCUCUAAAAUAAAAUGGACUCUUCAAUUCUUCCGGAGGUUUGCCUUAUUCUAAGGACUCAUAGAAUAUAAUACCCAGUAGCUCACGUAGUUCGUUGGGAAGUUUCCCAAAUUAUAUUGCAGGUGCUCCGUCUGGACCAGGCGACUUAGCGAUCUCAGUCGGAAUGAUUACGAACUAACUGGUGUCGACGAAGUGUACAGUUCUCCUAUGGAGAAAGCCGACAGGUAGACGAGUUAAACGAGUGGAAAGAAAGCAAAAUGGAUAGAUCCGCGAGUGAACAACGACUACAACGAAUUAGAAGGAAUGGAUGUUUUACCUUGAUCAUCUGCUUUCAGUGUUCCGCCAACACACUUUGGGGUAGAAACUGGACCCUGGCAUCUUGAAGUGUUCCCUAUGAAGCCAAAUUAGUUUUUUGGAUGUUUCAGAAACUUAUUGCGAAACCUAGUAGUCUCGCUUUGAUAGAUGUUACGUUAAUGCUUAUGUCCCCUGUAUUGCUAUGCAGUGCCAGUUGGCCUACAACAACUCAAAAGCAAUUUCUUUUUUAAGAUGACCGUACUUCCAAUUUCAACCGCUUCAGGGGGAGGUGUUUGUGACUGCCUUUGCUCUAGGAGGACACCUGAGGUCCAUAUCCUUCCUUGAUAACGAAAUGAAAGUCCUCCAGUGGUCACUUAUUCGACCAUAAAAUUCAAUUUUCCAUGGCACUUCUGAGUUUUCUUUUGGCGCAGAUGGGUAGUCUUAUUUUAAAAUGCCUGUCUCCACCUAUCAGGUAAAUUUUAUUUAGAAAGCACAGGGAACACGAAAUGCAGCGCAGCAUAAUCGCUGGAAAGGAACUAAGAUCAAGACAGUCUGGCUGUCAUCCUACUCCAGUCCUGGGUUUGAAGGUGAAGUUCUGAAGGAAAAGCCUGUUCGUUAUCCACCAUAUCAACUUGUAGUUAAUUUUGACUGAUAGGCCAUGUGCAGUUUACGGUUGCCAAUCAAUAGCAGGACCACUAAACUUUUUGACAAAAUAAUAACAUCUUUCUUCUCAAUGUUUUUGUACAGAUUUGUUAAAGGAAUGCGACCAUGGUGAGGUGACGGAUUAGGCGAACGGCACGCCACCACUAGUGUUAGCGACCGUGCAUUAUACGUGAGACGUUGAUGUUUAGCAGUUCCACCUCCUUUGCCGGAUGACGUACUUGAGCAAUGACACGUAGUUUGCCAGGGGCAUAAAGUAUGACUCCGUCGGACCUGUGUGAUCUAUCCUCCUGAAGUGCUGAUAUUUCCUGACUGAUAUUUGAGAUUCCCCACUAGUUUUAGAAGGCUAAGUUGUCUGGUUCGACUUCGUCUAUUAAGUUUCUAGGUUUAUCCAGUUUGUUGAACUGACCAUGUACAUCUGCGGAGAUAGCCUGUAAUGAGCGUCUCGUCUGGGAGUUGCAGCCUUCGCUGGGACAGGUUCCCACCGCAGGAUUGACCCCCCGAUCAGUAUUAUUCGACCGCCCUUGCUUUUGCUAAUUUUGCCCCAUAUCCAUCCUCUCCCUCCAAUCCACCCUCAGUAUUCCCAUUUCCAGUGCUUUUCUCUGGUCGUGGUCUGACUGAGAAACGCUUCAUUUUGCGAAUUCUGUAAGGUCAUCCUUUAUUUUAACAGAGGCGCUAGCUGCACUUCAUUUUCCAGGGCGAUUUUAAGGGUCCCGAGAAUUAUUGUAAGUCGUGCCUCUCACCGUUUGCCCUACUUUUAAGAUUUUUGGCAUCUUAAAUUGAAGGAUGUGUCGAAAGCAAUGUUCGGUAUUGUCGCCGCGAAUUUCGGAUUUUUUGCACAUGAAGAUUUUUUUUACCUCUUUCGGAACUUUAGCCUACAGAACGCUGA
This is a messenger RNA of Spirometra erinaceieuropaei, 10546 nucleotides long. Lineage: Eukaryota; Metazoa; Platyhelminthes; Cestoda; Diphyllobothriidea; Diphyllobothriidae. The record is from the annotation of a GenBank genome assembly.